Messenger RNA from Hevea brasiliensis (rubber tree), 1095 nucleotides. Its product is annotated as chlorophyll a-b binding protein 8, chloroplastic. The transcript is spliced from 3 exons. The record is from RefSeq and is a predicted model, not a curated record. Lineage: Eukaryota; Viridiplantae; Streptophyta; Magnoliopsida; Malpighiales; Euphorbiaceae. The coding region runs from base 112 to 936 and encodes 274 amino acids. Gene Ontology annotation, cellular component: chloroplast thylakoid membrane; plastoglobule. Gene Ontology annotation, biological process: photosynthesis, light harvesting in photosystem I; response to light stimulus.
AGCCUAGAUUUGAAGCCCACAAGUAGUGGUUUAGGUUGGCCCUCGUUUCCUGCAUUGGUUUUCCGUAUCGUAGGCAGGGCUCGAAGUUCCUUAGGAGAGAGAGACUCAGAAAUGGCAACACAAGCACUUGUAUCUUCUCUUACCUCUUCAGCGGAGACUGCCAGACAAAUACUACGAGCAAGACCAACCCAGUCUUCUUUUGGGUCCUCAAGGAAGAGCUCCUUUGUUGUUAGGGCAUCUUCUACUCCUCCUGUUAAGCAAGGAGCAGAUAGACAACUAUGGUUUGCUUCCAGGCAAAGUCUUUCUUACUUGGAUGGCAGUCUUCCAGGUGACUAUGGAUUUGAUCCGCUUGGUCUUUCAGACCCUGAAGGUACAGGAGGAUUCAUUGAGCCAAAAUGGUUAGCCUACGGUGAGGUCAUCAAUGGAAGAUAUGCCAUGUUGGGGGCAGUAGGUGCCAUUGCACCAGAAAUUCUUGGCAAGGCUGGUCUCAUCCCCCAAGAAACAGCCCUCCCUUGGUUCAAAACUGGUGUGAUCCCACCUGCCGGUACAUACGACUACUGGGCAGACCCAUACACACUGUUUGUGCUGGAAAUGGCACUCAUGGGAUUUGCAGAGCACAGGAGAUUCCAAGAUUGGGCAAACCCAGGCUCCAUGGGCAAGCAGUAUUUCUUGGGGUUGGAGAAGUAUUUGGGAGGGUCUGGAGACCCAAUCUACCCGGGAGGACCCCUGUUCAACCCUCUUGGGUUAGGUAAAGAUGAGAAAUCAAUGAAAGAUUUGAAGCUCAAGGAGGUGAAGAAUGGGAGGUUGGCUAUGCUGGCAAUUGUGGGUUACUUCAUACAAGCUCUUGUGACUGGAGUUGGACCAUACCAAAACCUCCUGGAUCACUUGGCUGAUCCUGUCAACAACAAUAUCUUGACAAGCCUCAAGUUCCAUUAGAGCCAAUUCUUGUCUAUUUGUGGAUUGGACCUGCCCUAGCUGCUUCUUCCCUUUGGCCUUUCUUUUCUCCUACUCAUUGUAACAAUCGUGUGAAAAAGCCCUACUGUAAUUUUCUGUGAUAAGGGACAUGUUAAGAUCAAGAAAGACCUCUUAAUGUUA